AUGGAGGCAGGGCAGAAGAAGGAAAUUGCUGAGACCACUCAGAUUCUUCAACAAACCUUUAUCAGCGAGAAAGAGCUCCUGCUAAAGAAGGAAAAGAUGGUUGAAGAGGAAAAGGAGAGGUUAGAGCGACUUUAUGAAGAUGAAUUGAAGAAAUCUCAAUCCCUGAAGGAUGAACAAAGCGAACAAAUGAAGAAACUGGAGGAUGAGAAAUGCAGGCUUCAGGCCAGUAUGGAGGAGGCAUUGAGAAAGCAAAAGAAGGCAGAGGAUCUGGUUCACGCUAAGCAAAAGGAAUUGCAGGAAAUGGAAGAGAAGAGACAGCAGAAAGAGAAGCAGCUGGCUGAGGAAAAUCGGAUACUGAGAGAGCAACUGGAAGCACAGAAGAAGAUGAAAGAGAUGGCUCCAAUUGAGCAAGUGACAGUGACUCCGGUGAAGGCCAUUUCCAAUGGCAGAGAUGUGGUUGAUUCAGUUCCUGAAAGUGAAGACACCAAACUCACUUUCACUGGCCUUCGCCAGCCAGUAACGGCCGGUCGUCUACAGCAAGUUGGUAUCUUGAGCAAGAAACAGUUGGACAAACUGAAGAAGGGUUCAUUAACAGUACAGGAACUCUCCCAAAAGGAAAAUCUCAAGAAUUAUCUGCAGGGCAAGAGCUGCAUUGCUGGUCUCAUCAUUGAGCCUAGAAAUGAGAAAAUGAGCAUCUAUCAGGCUAUGAAGCAGGGAUUAUUGAAACCCACUACAGCUACAACACUGCUUGAGGCACAGGCAGCUUCUGGCUUCAUUAUUGACCCCAUUAAAAACAAGAAGCUGCCAGUGAAUGAGGCCAUUAAGGAAGCUGUGGUUGGACCAGAGCUUCAGGAAAAGCUGCUGUCUGCAGAGAGGGCAGUGACUGGUUACAGGGAUCCCUACACUGGAAAGACAAUCUCCCUGUUUGAAGCAAUGAAGAAAGAUCUCAUCAGUGCAAACCAUGCAAUAUGCCUACUGCAAGCUCAGAUGGCAACGGGUGGAAUCAUUGACCCUUUGAACAGUCAUCGUCUACCCUUGGAGCAGGGCUAUAAGCAAGGCAUCAUCGAUGAGGACAUGAACAGAACACUUGCCAGUGACAGCGAUGAAACCAAAGGAUAUUUUGACCCCAAUACCCAGGAAUACCUUACUUAUUUCCAACUGAUGGACAGGUGUCAAAAGGACUCAGAAACUGGACUCUGUCUCUUGCCAUUGACUGAUGAAGCAGUGAGACACAAGGGAGGUUAUACAACAGAGCAAACACGUGACAUCUUCAGCACAGCCACAGUGUCUGUCCCAUCCGGAAAAUUCUCUGGUAAAACGGUCACUAUCUGGGAAUUGAUAAACUCUGAGUAUUUCACUGACGAACAACGUCGGGACCUUAUCCGACAAUACAGAUCAGGAAAAGUGACAAUUGAAAGCAUCAUCAAAUACAUCAUUACAAUUAUUGAUGAGGCUGAAGCAAAAAAACAGCUUCUCUUCAACGGACUAAGAGACAAGGUUCCUGCCAGUGAGUUACUUGAAUCCAAGAUCAUUGAUAAG
This is a messenger RNA of Rhincodon typus (whale shark), 1539 nucleotides long. RefSeq names its product plectin-like. Gene Ontology annotation, cellular component: perinuclear region of cytoplasm; cytoplasm; focal adhesion. Lineage: Eukaryota; Metazoa; Chordata; Chondrichthyes; Orectolobiformes; Rhincodontidae. Gene Ontology annotation, biological process: wound healing; intermediate filament cytoskeleton organization; hemidesmosome assembly. Gene Ontology annotation, molecular function: structural constituent of cytoskeleton; structural constituent of muscle; cadherin binding. The transcript has a single exon. The record is from RefSeq and is a predicted model, not a curated record. The annotation marks the transcript as partial.